Cajanus cajan (pigeon pea) is the source of this 1340-nucleotide messenger RNA. It is a transcript of the gene TIC20-IV, whose product is annotated as translocon at the inner envelope membrane of chloroplasts 20-IV. NCBI's taxonomy places the organism in Eukaryota, Viridiplantae, Streptophyta, Magnoliopsida, Fabales, Fabaceae. The record is from RefSeq and is a predicted model, not a curated record.
UUACCACACCCCUUCGUUUGCUAUUUUCACCUUUUCUCUUAAUAAUAAUAAUAAUUUUUUUUUUUUUUUUACUUGACGGAAAUUUCUAGGCUUUCUAAUUCAUGUUCAUGAUUUUUCGAUUUUGUUUUCUCAGUGAAUCCGAUAAAUUCUGAUUGUUCUGGAAUGUUCUUGAACCUAAGCUUCAAUUGCGUGCAAUUUAAGUCUUUUUUCUGUUGUUAUUCUUGGAUUUCGCAACGCAAGGUGUUUGAUUAAAUGCUCAAGAGAAGGGUUGAACUUGAACCCGAGGCUGUUGUUGUGGUCUUACCUAACUUUGUUCUCUUUGUGUGAUAGUGACCCUUUGGCAAAGAAGAGAGAAGAUGGCACCUCAAUUGGCAGCAACCAACUCUUCUCUUCUCCGUCUUCCCCCCUCUUCUCCUUCUCUCCCUUUCCCAAGGAAUAAAUAUUUGAUUUCUGAAAGAUGCACUAUAAUCAACAGGAAAAAGAAUCAUGCCAUCACAGCUUUUGCAGACAAUUCUAUCGGAAAAUCAGCUAUCCAACUCACUGCUGUUUCAUCUCCACUAUUUGCUGAUAAAGAAGAUCGCCUCUCACUCAAACUUCCCAUGUCUCGGAGAUUCAAUUCUAUGAUCCGUGGACAAGCAUUUAUAUAUCAUUCAUCUGGUUUUCGAAUCCCAGCAAAUGCUGAGAAGCCAGAAUGGUGGUGGAGAACUUUAUCCUGUGUUCCCUAUCUAAUAGCAUUGCAGAUAUCCGCCACCGGGUUUUAUCUAGAGCCUUUACUUGAAAAAUUUCCAUUCUUUCAUAAUUUGAUCUUUUAUAUCCCAGGAGCUGCCAACCGAUUACCAAACUGGUUCCCCAUGUUAUAUUGCUAUGUGGCUAUUGUGUGGGUGGUUAAAAACAGAGACCUUCCCCUUAUCUUCAGAUUCCAUGUAAUGAUGGGAAUGUUACUGGAACUCACUCUGCAGAUAGUGUGGGUUGCAAGCAAUUUCAUGCCACUUAUACACUUCAAGGGAACAUUGGGGAUGUAUUACUGGGCUGGUGUGGCGUUGGCAUAUAUUUAUGUAAUGAUGAGGUGCAUAAGGAGUGCGCUUCUGGGCACAUUUGUGAGCAUCCCUGUACUUAGUGAAUCAGCUUUCCUUCAUUCUCUAUUCGGUUUAGGAGGAUUUCAACCUCCAUUUUAGAAUGUGGAUCUAAAGAGCAUAUGUACUUUAUAGGUGGUUUUGCAGUUGAGUGAAGGAUUCUCCUAUUGUUUGUAAUUGACUUUUUGUUUUUACCUUAUAGAGAUACGUGAUAUCAAGAUUUUUUGAAAAUUUCAUAAUUCUCUCUUGUUUUUUUUUUUUUUUUUU